GAAAGGAAUGAUCCAAACAUGCCAUAGUCAAGGUAGACGAUCAGGAAACGACCAAAAGCGAAAAGAGAGGACGUAUUACAGGCCUUUUCCGGUUUCCCGGUACCCCUAGGAGCCGUUGCCCCCAUGCCAUCUGGCCUGCGCGAAACAAAACGGCGUCAUUUCGACUGCCGUGCUCGGAACUCACCAGUCAGCACAGUGAGUAUGACCGUCGUAUCUCCAUAAGAGCCCUUCAAUCUCUCUCUCUCUCUCCUCGGUGCGUGUGUGGACCUAUGCUUGCAGGCAAUGCCUUACCCUCGCCGAUACGGAUUGAAGAUUACGGACCUUUUUCCAUCGAUUCUCAAUCACAAAGGUGGAACCGUGCGUGUUUUAUUACUGUUGAAUUCAUUAUAAAAUAAUUAUAAUGGAUCAUCUACGGUCCACUUCUGGUAAUGGAGAGGACAAUGUUGGGAUUCCGGAGGAUUUGCGUUGCAAGAGAUCUGAUGGGAAACAAUGGAGAUGCAGUGCUAUGUCUAUGCCCGAUAAAACAGUAUGUGAAAAACACUACAUCCAGGCAAAGAAGAGGGCAGCAAAUUCUGCACUAAGAGCCAGUCUAAAGAAAGCUAAGAGGAAAUCUUUAGGUGAAAGUGAAGUUUUCUUGGAAAGUAAGAAUGAUGAUAUGGAUACGUCAUAUGUGAACACAAAAGUUGGGGAUUACUCUGUUUCGGGGUCAGGGAAAAAGAAUAAGGAGAAGGUAAAAAAAAGUAAGGCUCGCUAUUCAUCCGGGACACCUCGAGCCAGGAGUUUGUCUGUACGCAAUUCUUUGAAGUCGAAUGAUGAAUCACAAAGAGAUAUGGCGCAAUUGGAAGAAAAUCGGAGGUCCUACAAGACAAUGCCCCCUUCUGCCAUGGACUCAUCCAGGAACAGAUCACAGAGGAGCAUUGAUGAUGAUACUGAGGAAUCAUCUGAAAGAAGCACAGAUUCUUCUGAAGAGACUGGUGGGCAAACUUGCCAUCAAUGUCGGAGGAAUGACAAAGGCAGUGUUUUGUGGUGUCUUAAAUGUGAUAGGAGAGGAUACUGUGGUAGUUGCAUCUCUACAUGGUAUUCUGAUAUCCCAUUGGAAGAGAUCCAGAGGAUUUGUCCUGCAUGUCGUGGUACUUGUAAUUGCAGGGUGUGCUUACGUGGAGACAAUUUGAUAAAGGUAAGAAUAAGGGAGAUACCUGUCCAAGACAAAUUGGAAUUUCUCCACUGCCUCCUAUCUGCAGUGCUUCCUGUAGUUACGCGUAUCCACUAUGAACAGUGUGCUGAAGUAGAGCUAGAAAAGCGACUUUGUGGAACCGUAACAGAUCUUGGCAGGACAAAAUUGAAUGCAGACGAGCAGAUGUGCUGUGAUUUCUGUCGGAUACCCAUUAUUGAUUAUCAUCGGCACUGUGCAAAUUGCUCAUAUGAUCUAUGCCUCAGUUGCUGUCAUGAUCUUCGGGAAGCAGCUAGGCUUGGGGUUGAUGAAGAAAUGAUUGAAAACCAGAAUGCUGAUAGAAGUCAAGACACUGAAACUGUGUUGGAGCGAUUGAAAAAUUCCAGCUUAAAAUUAUCUUCUCUAGACAAGUUUACUGAUUGGAGAGCCAAUAGUGACGGCAGUAUCCCAUGCCCCCCAAAGAAAUAUGGUGGCUGUGGUUGCUUAUCUUUAACCCUAAGACGCAUUUUCAAGAUGAAUUGGGUUGCUAAACUGGCAAAAAAUGUGGAGGAAAUGGUUAGCGGUUGUAAGGCUUAUGACGAUGGCAUUCCACAAAAUUUUGCAUUAAGCAACACCAAACACUGCCAGUUUGCACAGAGAGAGGACAGUGAUGAUAAUUUCUUAUACUGCCCUGCUGCUCAAGAUAUAAAAAUUGAAGGGAUUAGUGAUUUCAGGAAGCAUUGGAUCAGGGGUGAACCUGUCAUUGUUAAGCAGGUGUGUGAUAGUUUUUCAAUUUCAAGCUGGGAUCCGAUGGUCAUAUGGAGAGGCAUUCGGGAGACAUCAGUUGAGAAAAUGAAAGAUGACUAUAGAACAAUGAAGGCUGUAGAUUGCUUAAGCUGGUCUGAGGUCGAUAUUGAAAUUGGUCAAUUCAUCAAAGGAUACUCAGAGGGACGAAUCCAUGAAAAUGGUUGGCCUGAAAUGUUGAAGUUGAAGGAUUGGCCUUCUCCUAGUGCUUCUGAAGAGUUCUUACUGUGUGAGAGACCUGAAUUUAUCAGUAAACUGCCUUUACUUGAGUAUAUCCAUUCGAAGUGGGGUCUUCUAAAUGUUGCUGCAAAGCUGCCUCAUUACUCCUUGCAGAAUGACGUGGGACCUAAAAUCUUAAUUUCCUAUGGCACAUAUGAGGAGCUUGGUCGAGGUGAUUCAGUCACCAAUGUCCAUUUGAAUAUGCGGGACAUGGUAUACCUAUUGGUGCAUACAUCUGAAGUAAAGCUUAAAGGUUGGCAGCGGUCAACAAUUGAAAAGAUACAAAAAACCUUCAAGGAAGUGGAGGUAGGUGGCUUGUCUGGACAUCCACAGAUGAGUUUGGAGGGAAGAUUGCUUGAUUCAUCACUGGGACAUAGUGCACAUAAUGAACAAGGGACAGAUUUGGAUGCGAGUAAGGAUGAGAAAAUGGGGGAUCAAGGGAUUGAAACAACUACUAUUAGUGAAGAGAAAAUGGUAGAUUGUGAAGAGUCAAACAGAGAAGGUGAAGAUAUCUCAAAAAAGACUUGUCCUGGUGCUCUUUGGGAUGUCUUUCGUCGGCAGGAUGUUCCAAAGCUGAGUGAGUAUCUGAGACAGCAUUGGAAGGAAUUUGGGAUGGUUUAUGGUGUAAUAAGUGAUUCUAUGACUCGUCCUCUCUAUGACGGAGCAAUGUACUUGAACAAGCAUCAUAAAAGAAAAUUGAAGGAAGAAUUUGGUGUGGAACCAUGGUCUUUUGAACAGCAUUUGGGGCAAGCUGUAUUCAUCCCUGCUGGUUGCCCUUUCCAAGUAAGGAAUCUUCAGUCCACAGUUCAGUUGGGCCUUGACUUUUUGUCACCUGAAAGCCUUGGGGAGGCUGUAAGAUUGGCUGAAGAAAUCCGCUGUCUUCCCAAUGAGCAUGAAGCUAAGCUUCAAAUGUUGGAGGUGGGAAAGAUGUCACUGUAUGCAGCCAGUUCAGCUAUAAAAGAUGUUCAGAAGUUGGUGCUUGAUCCGAAACUUGGUGCAGAGCUCGGGUUUGAGGAUCCUAAUUUAACAGCAAUGGUUUCUGACAACUUGGAGAAAAUGCUUAAGCGACGCCAGAUUGCUUGUGUUUGAAUUGGUUUAGUUAGUGUAUAGACGGCUUGUAGUCGUUGGGAUAUAGGAAAUUCAAUUUUGGAUGCAGUGGCUAUAAUGCCCUGCAUAAUUGUAUUUAUGUGUAAUCUUCUAUGCCCAUGGUCCGAUGCAAGGCUUUCAUGGUACAUUGCAAUGCUUGUUACAUGGUCCAGAGCAUGUGAAAGAAGUAAUUCUGGGUAAUUUUUCUAGUUAACA
Messenger RNA from Malania oleifera, 3475 nucleotides. RefSeq names its product E3 ubiquitin-protein ligase JMJ24. Gene Ontology annotation, cellular component: chromatin; histone deacetylase complex. Gene Ontology annotation, molecular function: histone H3K9 demethylase activity; chromatin DNA binding; transcription coregulator activity. Bases 401 to 3262 code for a protein of 953 amino acids. Gene Ontology annotation, biological process: regulation of transcription by RNA polymerase II. The transcript has 14 exons. Lineage: Eukaryota; Viridiplantae; Streptophyta; Magnoliopsida; Santalales; Ximeniaceae. The record is from RefSeq and is a predicted model, not a curated record.